Cavenderia fasciculata is the source of this 348-nucleotide messenger RNA. RefSeq lists its product as uncharacterized. The record is from RefSeq and is a predicted model, not a curated record. Lineage: Eukaryota; Evosea; Eumycetozoa; Acytosteliales; Cavenderiaceae. Bases 1 to 348 code for a protein of 115 amino acids. The transcript is spliced from 4 exons.
AUGAAUACUAUAAGGUCAGGCUGCAAAAAAGGUGGUAGAGUGUCUAUCUAUCUAUUGUAUUGGUCGAGUCUUGCUUUGUUGGUGUUGGAUUGGAUGGAUGGUUGUAUGUCUCUUUCCUUCUGUUCUCUAGCCUCUCCUAAUAUACACAUCAUUCUUUACACUAACCAUCAAAAUCCUUAUAGUCCCAACAAACAUACAAAUUGUUUAUUAUUAAUGUCUUUCCAACAACAACAACAACAACAUGGUAAUGAUCGUCCAAUCAAUAAGGAUGAUCAUAAAGAGAAGAUGUUGAUUAAAUCGAUUUUCGAGGAGGACAAAAAGGGUCGCUCUCAAACUAUGAUCGUUUAA